AGGCUUCUACCUAUGAAUCAAGGCAAUGGAUGUGGCCAAUAAGUCUACCAUGUUUGAAUUUGUUUUGCUGGGGCUCUGUAAUUCCUGGGAACUACAGAUGUUUUUCUUUAUGGUGUUUUCAUUGUUUUAUGUGGCAACAAUGGUGGGUAACAGCCUCAUAGUCAUCACAGUUAUAGUGGACCCUCACCUACACUCCCCUAUGUAUUUCCUGCUUACCAAUCUUUCAAUCAUUGAUAUGUCUCUUGCUUCUUUUGCCACCCCAAAGAUGAUUACAGAUUACCUAACAGGUCACAAAACCAUCUCUUUCGAUGGCUGCCUUACCCAGAUAUUCUUUCUCCACCUUUUCACUGGCACCGAGAUCAUCUUACUCAUGGCCAUGUCCUUCGAUAGGUAUAUUGCAAUAUGCAAGCCCCUGCACUAUGCUUCAAUCAUUAGUCCUCAGGUGUGUGUUGCUCUCGUGGUGGCUUCCUGGAUUGUGGGAAUCAUGCAUUCAAUGAGUCAGGUCAUAUUUGCCCUCACGUUACCAUUCUGUGGUCCCAAUGAGGUAGACAGCUUUUUCUGUGACCUUCCUGUGGUGUUCCAAUUGGCUUGUGUGGAUACUUAUGUUCUGGGCCUCUUUAUGAUCUCAACAAGUGGCAUAAUUGCAUUGUCCUGCUUUAUUGUUUUAUUUCAUUCAUAUGUUAUUGUCCUGGUUACUGUGAAGCAUCAUUCUUCCCGAGGAUCCUCUAAGGCCCUCUCUACUUGUACAGCUCAUUUCAUCGUUGUCUUCUUGUUCUUUGGGCCAUGCAUCUUCAUCUACAUGUGGCCACUAAGCAGCUUUCUCACAGACAAGAUCCUGUCUGUGUUUUAUACCAUCUUUACUCCUAUUCUGAACCCAAUAAUUUAUACUUUGAGGAAUCAAGAAGUAAAGACAGCCAUGAGGAAACUGAAAAAUAGGCUUCUAAAUUUUAAUAAGGCAAUGCCAUCAUAGUUUUCUGACACAGAACAUUAGUCACAAUGCUGUGUUAGGCUCUUCGUUCUAGAGGGUUCUUAUCAAAUUGUAAUUGCCAAGAAUUUGUGA
Cercocebus atys (sooty mangabey) is the source of this 1060-nucleotide messenger RNA. Its product is annotated as olfactory receptor 4K2. Gene Ontology annotation, molecular function: G protein-coupled receptor activity; olfactory receptor activity. Gene Ontology annotation, cellular component: membrane. Gene Ontology annotation, biological process: G protein-coupled receptor signaling pathway. The transcript has a single exon. Lineage: Eukaryota; Metazoa; Chordata; Mammalia; Primates; Cercopithecidae. The record is from RefSeq and is a predicted model, not a curated record. Bases 26 to 970 code for a protein of 314 amino acids.